GGGGGAAGUUCCUCGGCAUGAGGAAGCGUUCAGGCGGGAAUGUAAACAAAAGUGCUUUAGAAAUAAAGAAAAUGAAUAAAGAGAUCAUUAAGUGGGUACAAACUGCUUUUUUGUUGUCUAAAUUUUAUUUGCGUUUAAUACCCACCAAUCCAGUUCAAUUAUGUGCCAAAUUACGGUUGAGUGAGUGAAGCAUCAGAGCGUGACACAUGACUUCCACAUUUUAAACUAUGGUUUUAAAGCAUUUAAUGAUUGACUGUGUGUCAAUAACACGUGAUGAUAUGUGUGCUGCAGUUUCAAAGUUUCUAUCUAGUCCAGCAGAAGAUCAUCAUGAGUGACUGGAGGAAAAUGAGCAAAGAUGAGCUCGAGCUUCAGUACUCGCCGAGUCGCUGGUCACCCAGGAUGUCCGCGGAUGACGUCAUCAAAGCCCACGUGGCCGCUUUAAAAUCAGGCACAGAGAAAGCACGAGCUGUCACUCAGACUUUGAUUGACGUGCCAUACGGUGAAGGAGACAGAGAGAAACUGGAUGUUUACCUUCCCUGCAGCUCCAGUCCAGAUCUGGCGCUGGUGAUUUACUUUCAUGGAGGUUACUGGCAGUUUCUCAGUAAGGACGAGUCCGGGUUCCUGGCCCCCCCGCUGGUCCAGAAGGGCGUGGUCGUGGUCGCCGUGGGUUACAGCACCGCUCCUACAGGGAACAUGGAUCUGAUGGUGUCUCAGGUGCGCAGGAGCGUGGCGUCCGUGAUCCAGCAGUAUUCGCACAUCAGCGGGCUUUACCUGUGCGGACACUCUGCGGGAGCACACCUGGCCGCCAUGGUCCUGUCCACCGAUUGGUCCGAGUACGGCAUCUCUCCGCAAAUCAAAGGUGCUGUCCUGGUCAGUGGCGUUUACGACCUGCUGCCGAUUCUGUCCACGUACGUGAACGAGCCGCUGAAGAUGAACGAGGAAGUGGCGUUGAGGAACAGCCCGAGUCACUUCCUGUCGCAGCUCAAAGUCUCGUCUGCUUCCUGUGACAUCAUCGUCGCUGUGGCGCAGCACGACUCGCCCGAGUUUCGGAAGCAAUCGGAGGAAUAUUUCAAAGGGUUGGAAUGUGCCGGUCUGACGGUCUCUUUCGAAGACGUUCCCGACACGGAUCACUUCAGCAUCAUCGAGCGGCUGGUGGACGAGCACUACCGCCUCACACAGCUCCUGCUAAAGAUGAUGGGGAAAAGUUGACGAUUGUCCAAUUACCCAGAAUGCAUUGCUUUGCUGCCGGUACAGUGAAUAAUGGAGAUAUUGUCCAUAAAAACAACAGAGUCUCUGUAUUAGAGGAGCGCGUCUCAAGAGGAACUCAAAGACGAGGCAAACUCAUUGUACACUUAUACAAUUCUUCGCGUUAUUUAAGGUCAGUUUUAUUAUGUUAGAUAAAAAUCUAAAUGCACUUCACCAAAAGAAAACUCGUCAUUUUGUAUGAAGGAUUUGCUCAUGAAUAUUAAUCAGAUUGAGAUUGGUUGCCAAUCUUCCGGACUUUCAGGUUGCGUAUCAUAUACUGUUUAAAUAAUAAAGUAAAGGAGGUUAUAUUUAAAAUUUAAAAUUGGACAUGGUAUAUAUCCAGCUAAAAGUGUGUUAGAGAGGUUAGAUUAUUGAUAACUCAUGAAUAAGAAAAGAAAAUCUAUUAUCCAUCUGUUUUGUAAUUGUAUGUACACAAAGUGAGGAAAAUUGAAUUAGAAUGAAAACAAAUGUUAUGAUUAAAUUAAAUAAUUGUGUGAUGUGUAUGUAUUAUUCCAAUGAAUGUAAUGCUAAUAAUAAUAAUAUAUCUUUUUAUUAUUUUGGGAAAAUUCCAUAUACACAAGAAGAAAUGGUCAAAAUCGUUUUCUUCAGGAGACU
This is a messenger RNA of Pimephales promelas (fathead minnow), 1860 nucleotides long. The record is from RefSeq and is a predicted model, not a curated record. Lineage: Eukaryota; Metazoa; Chordata; Actinopteri; Cypriniformes; Leuciscidae.